Molecule: messenger RNA, 3198 nt
Organism: Neocloeon triangulifer
Lineage: Eukaryota; Metazoa; Arthropoda; Insecta; Ephemeroptera; Baetidae
Product: death-associated inhibitor of apoptosis 2-like
Exons: 4
Coding region: 259-1398 (379 amino acids)
Biological process (GO): regulation of cell cycle
Cellular component (GO): spindle microtubule; nucleus; cytoplasm
Source: RefSeq, a predicted model, not a curated record
CGGGACUUUUCCCAUACUAAGAAUUUAAGAAUCAAGUUAGUGACGACGUGGAUUAUAUUUGCGCGUUUUGUGUUUUUUGAUUAUAAAAAACGCAACAUAUACCCCGUACCCCGGCUGAGACCAAAGCGGAAGAUGUUACGGUUUACGGCGGAUGAGGGGAACGUAUGAGCUUCCUCAUGGAUACGCCGGCUUCCUUUUAAUAUUCCUUCAUAUGUAUGAAAAUUCAUCUCCUCUUCAUAAAUAUUUCAAUUAGGAGUCAUGCCUUUGGGUCAAGCUCCAAUUCAAAAAUAUCGUUUGCAACACAGAAUCGAAUUGCACCGCCGCUUCACUUAUCCCUCGAACUUCAAAAAAAGGUUCGCCCUGGAUCAUGAGGUUUUUGCCGAGGCUGGAUAUUAUUGCCAAAAUUCAAACGGAGCGAUUCGGCUGCGAUGCCACUUCUGCUCAUCAGAAAUUAGCAAACAAGAAAUUCGCAACUUUGGGAACUUGGACGCGGUGAAGAAUUUCGUGGCAGGAAAAAACUGUCCGGUGAAAUCGGACGACUCGGACAACGUCCCUCUCAACGUCAAACAACUCAACUUCAGGUUCGAGUCGCACCGACUGUACUCGUUGUUACAAAAGGACGACUGGCAGUUCGUAACACCGGAAAACUUGGCCGCCGACGGAUUCUACUAUACAGGGGUGGACGACAACUGUCGCUGCCAGUUCUGCAAUCUGGAGGUUCGCGGUUGGGAGGACGGGGACCAGGUUCGGUCCGAGCACCAACGCUGGAACGCAGAAUGUCCGUUUUUGAAAAAUCAAAACAGCGUCCAGAACAUCCCGAUCGGCCAAGAACUGAUCAAAAUCAAGAUCUGGGGCACCACAUUUCCCUUCACGACAGACAAGGAGUUGCUGCAGAAGUUCGGCAAAAACGUGAUCCUGAAGAACCCGAAGGUGUCUCUUGUGAAAUUGAACAUUGAAGAGUGGUCAGAGUCGAGGCACCCUCGCUACACCACGUUCGCCGGCCGACUGGCAACGUUCCUCAACAGGUGGCCCCAGAGCAUGACCCAAAAGCCGGAAGCCCUGGCCCUGGCAGGCUUUUUCUACACAGGUUGCGGUGACAGGGUCAUCUGCUUCCACUGCAACCUGGGACUGAAGGACUGGGCGCGUGAAGACGAACCUUUGGAGCAACACGAGCGUUGGAACGCGGCCUGUCAGUAUCUGGACAUGAGGAAAAAAGAGAAGAAACAAGUGGCGGGGCACAAGGGAAGCGUCCUGUGUGUCCAAUGCAAGGAUGAGAGGGUCGCCAUGGUCAACCUGCCGUGCGGCCACGCCAACAGCUGCACCACGUGCUCGGAGAAGGGCGAACGCUGCGUCAUGUGUGACAGCAUCGUAAUAGGCCAAGUCCGAUUUUUCCCUUAACCCAACAAAGAUGAAAAUAUAAAAGAGUAGCACCAAUAUCGUCAGAGAGAAAUUGAGUUAUAUUAUAUUUUAUAUAAUUCCACGGAUGAUCUCUCAUUUUCUGCUCAACGUUUACAUCUUGUAAAAUUUAUUUGCAAAAGACCAAAUUAGUAAGGUUUGUUAAAAGAAAGUUUUAAAUAUCUUGUCUGAAUAUCUCUUACACACAAAUCGCAACGAGCAUAUUCAAAGUCAGUAAAGACAACAGGCCCGGGAGUGGACGGCGUCUCUGUGCGUGAUGUGCAGAGUGCCGGCGCUUCUCUCUUGCCAACAUUAUUUCCUUUGUGAUAAACAAAUGCAUCUCACAAAUAUCCAAAAUAUUUAUCCGACCGAUGUAAUUUAAUUUUGAAAAAUUUUACGCUAAUAAAUUAUUAUUAUUAUAAUUAUUAUCUCAAAAAUAUCCAAAAUGUUUAUCCGAUCGAUGUAAUUUAAUUUUGAACAAUUUUGCCCUAACAAAUUAUUAUUAUUAUUUCUUCAUAUUUGACCUAAAUCAAGGCCUUUGAUGUUCUUUACUAUCAAAAAUAAGUAGAAAAAUUAAAGCGUUUUGGUGUCGAUGGCUCAUUCCUGCAGCUUUCAAUAAGUUUCCUUUCUGAACACAUAUUAUUUUUUGUCCGCCUGUUAUUAAUGAAAACAGUAAGGAAUUUGACAUGAAUUCUGGAGUUCCUCAAGGUUCAAUUUUGGGUCCAAUAUUUUUUGUUCUUACUGAAUUAUAUCGUCCCUGUCAGAAUGAACUAACUUUGUAUUUUUUAAUAAUUAUCAUAACAAGCUUAAUUGUAAAUCUAAUUUUAGGAAGACCAAUUAGCUUUAGACACCCAUUCACCCAUUGUACAUACAUGACCUACUACCAAGCUGUGUUUAAUCGCCUCAAUCUAUCUGAUCUAUUGUUGAAAAAAUUCAUAAUUUUAAUUUUUGCUGAUGAAUAGCUACUUUAUUUGCCCAUAUAAUUGUGCUAUAUUUGUCGUGAUGUGAUUCAGUCUGCUGAGUUUUAUAUUAUUACUGAAUGGUCACUAUGAUAAUCAUGGUUUGAUGCUUAUAAAGGUCCCCCUUGGAUUCGUUAAUUUUCCCCCCAGCAAAUAUUGCUUGACGACAGUUUGAACAAAAAGGAAUUGAAAUCAGUGCCGUCAUUUUUGGAAGAAAAACAUGUCAUAAAUGCAUCUCAAAUAUCUUGAUCUUUUUUUGCUAAGGUUUUGACCAGUCAAAAACCGUAACCAACAAACAAUAUAACGCUCUUAUAUCUGAUUCAACCACCUCAUUGCUUAUUGUUGUACUUGAGUAAUCUGGAAGCCCUGUGAAGGGCCGAUUUUUGAUUGUUACUGCUGAAGAAAAUAGUAAUAAUUAAUAGAUUAGAUAUUAAACAAUAUUAUGAAUGUUAAAAUAGUUGAAUGGUAUUAGAUUAACCUAGCAAAUAUUAUAGAAUAUGAAGAUUGAAGAUUGUAAAAUGUAUUAUUCAAUUUUCUCAUUAUAAUUUUCAAAGACAUAAACCUAAAGCUAGCACGAAUUGUCAUAAUAAAUCUACAUCAGGAACCUUAUUUUGAUAUCCAAUGUAGCAACAUAGCAUGUACUUUAAAUUAAAUAUAAUAUCUUUAUCAAUUUUAUCUUUAUUGUAUUGAACAAUAUUGUAAAUUGCUUUGGCAACAUUAUUGAUAUUGCCUCAUGUCUCUUACUUGAUUUGUUUGGGUGGCCCUGAAAAGGGCCGAUUUUCAGAAUUCUAAUGACGACUUAUGCCUUCUUGUCGGUCUUCUUGGGGAGGAGGACGGCCUGGAU